Molecule: messenger RNA, 472 nt
Organism: Bradysia coprophila
Lineage: Eukaryota; Metazoa; Arthropoda; Insecta; Diptera; Sciaridae
Gene: Ufm1
Product: Ubiquitin-fold modifier 1
Biological process (GO): protein K69-linked ufmylation
Cellular component (GO): nucleus; cytoplasm
Source: RefSeq, a predicted model, not a curated record
GCACAAUUGCUUUUGACAUUUAUACACACACACUUUUUCGAUUGAACUCAGUCGUUUUUUGGAACUACAUUGUACACACGUUACACGUCACAGAAUUGUUGACAUUCCAACUUUGUAGUUUUCCAAUUGAAAAAUCAACGCAAUAAAAUGAGUGCUCCAAAAGUUACGUUCAAGAUAACAUUAACAUCCGAUCCGAAACUGCCAUUCAAAGUGCUUAGCGUACCCGAAACGACCCCGUUCACAGCCGUCUUAAAAUUCGCUGCCGAAGAAUUCAAAGUUCCGCCAGCAACAAGUGCCAUUAUCACAGACGAUGGUAUCGGUAUCAAUCCACAACAAACGGCUGGCAAUGUAUUUUUGAAGCAUGGAUCUGAACUGAGACUUAUUCCAAGGGAUCGAGUAGGCACCGCAUGUCAUUAGGAUGAUUUUUUUUGGUUUUUCUUUAAAUUUAAAUUAAAUUUUUAACUUCGGAAAA